UCUGGAGGCAGCCUCUGUUCUGCCCUGUCGGCCGAUGGCAAGCUUCUUGCAGCAUCGUUCGACACUAGCGACAUCAUUGUAUGGCGACUCUCCGAUGGUCUCUUGGUUCAACACCUACAACAUCAGGGCCAUACAGACUAUGUUAGAUCCUUAUCAUUUUCCCCGAUUAGUCGCACCCUUGUAUCGGGAUCCCACGACAGGAGCGCGAUCGUCUGGGACAUUCUGAGUGGCCGUGUUCUUUUACGUCUAGAAGGACACAGCGGGCGAGUACACCAGGUCGCAUAUUCCUCUAAUGGCGCACUCAUCGCCACCGCUUGCGACAACGACAAGUCCGUGAAACUUUGGGACGCUUUGACUGGGGCAUGUAUACAGUCCCUCGAUGUUCAUGAUUCAAUAUACAAGGUCGCCUUUUCCCCGGAUAGCCUGCAUUUACAUGCUGAAGUGGGCACCUCCGUCCUCAUCUAUAACAUC
This is a messenger RNA of Phanerochaete carnosa HHB-10118-sp, 471 nucleotides long. RefSeq lists its product as uncharacterized. The record is from RefSeq and is a predicted model, not a curated record. The transcript has a single exon. Gene Ontology annotation, molecular function: protein binding. The annotation marks the transcript as partial. Lineage: Eukaryota; Fungi; Basidiomycota; Agaricomycetes; Polyporales; Phanerochaetaceae.